Molecule: messenger RNA, 692 nt
Organism: Ziziphus jujuba (common jujube)
Lineage: Eukaryota; Viridiplantae; Streptophyta; Magnoliopsida; Rosales; Rhamnaceae
Product: thioredoxin H-type
Exons: 3
Coding region: 99-455 (118 amino acids)
Source: RefSeq, a predicted model, not a curated record
UUACCCGCACAGCAACUCAGUGGCGUUUUCCUUUUUUUUAUUUUUUUGUUUGUGGUGAUAAGUGUCUCUGUCUACCGUGAUAACUUUUUCAGAGAAAAAUGGCUGCAGAAGAGGGACAAGUUAUCGGUUGCCACUCUGUAGAGGCAUGGAACGAGCAGCUUCAGAAGGGCAACGACUCCAAAAAGCUGAUGGUUGUUGAUUUUACUGCUUCAUGGUGUGGACCAUGCCGUUUCAUUGCACCAUUCCUGGCAGAGCUGGCUAAGAAACUGCCAAAUGUUGUAUUCCUGAAGGUGGAUGUGGAUGAAUUGAAGUCGGUUGCUCAAGAUUGGGCAGUGGAGGCAAUGCCAACAUUCAUGUUUCUGAAAGAAGGGAAAAUUGUGGACAAAGUGGUAGGAGCAAAGAAAGAUGAACUGCAGCAGACCAUUGCCAAGCACAUGGCUACUGCUUCUGCUUGAUGACCAUAAUUUUCAUUUUGCCCGUAGGAGGCUCUAGAUUUCAAUAUAUAUGCUUGUUAUCGGUCCUUUAUAUAAGAAAAAGACUUUAGACUGGUACUAUAUUCUGUGUGCUUUUCAUCCCCAUUUUAUAUUACAUAUACUUACAUAGAGAGUAUUUAUCUCAUUUCAUGAUUUUUCAGUCAUUUAAUGAGUAGAUAUUCUUAAAUAUUUGGAAUAUAAAUAAAAUAGAAUUUUAUA